UCAACGUUUCCCCUGAUCCGCCAUUUCAGUCCCAGUUACUUUCUUGUUGCACAUUAGUUUUCAAACAAUUCUGUGAUUUUUUUUACGUUUUCACCCUGAAGUGAAAAUCCUUGUUCGAGCCUCAACGUGAACUCGCUCCGAGCCAACGCCUCGAUGCUACUUAGCGGAAGUUGCUAACCUGUUAGCAUCGUUUCCCCCGGGCGGGCUGGGCGAGUCGAACCCGAAGUUUCGUGUAUGAGUCGCGGGUAGACGGAGAGGCCCUUGAAGCCUCGGACUGGAUUUCGCAGCCAUGGCCGGGAAUUUCGACGCCGAAGACCGAGGGAGCUGGUUCUGGGGGAGGCUGAGCCGCCAGGAAGGGGUGUCCCUGCUCCAGGGGCAGCGGCACGGCGUGUUCCUGGUGCGGGACUCGAUCACCAGCCCCGGGGACUACGUGCUGUCCGUGUCGGAGAACUCCAAAGUGUCCCACUACAUCAUCAACAGCAUCAGCAACAACCGGCAGUCAGGUUUGGCUCCUCCUCGGUUUCGGAUCGGGGAUCAGGAGUUCGAGGCGCUGCCGGCCCUGCUGGAGUUCUAUAAGAUCCACUACCUGGACACCACUACACUCAUAGAGCCCAUCAGCAAGGCCAAGCACACGGGCUUCGUCCCCUCUGUGGGGGUCCCGGUGCAGCCGGACGAGGCCGAGUUUGUCCGGGCACUGUUUGACUUCCCGGGAAACGACGAUGAGGACCUCCCCUUCCGCAAGGGUGACAUUCUGCGUGUGCUGGAGAAGCCUGAGGAUCAGUGGUGGAACGCCGCGAACCAGGAGGGCCGAGCCGGGAUGAUCCCCGUGCCCUACGUGGAGAAGUACCGGCCCGCCUCGCCCACCAACGCCGGUCUGGGUCCCCCUUCUGCGGGGGCAGGACAGGGGGGGCAAACUGCAGGGGUAGCGGCUAGCACAGACGGAACAGGGGCGUCGCCGCCCACCCCUGUGGGGGACCCAGGCCAGUACGCCCAGCCUGUCGUCAGCACUCAGCUUCCCAACCUGCAGAAUGGGCCUGUGUUUGCUCGAGCCAUUCAGAAGAGGGUGCCCAACGCCUACGACAAGACGGCGCUCGCUCUUGAGGUGGGAGACAUGGUGAAAGUGACCAAGAUCAACGUGAACGGCCAGUGGGAGGGCGAGUGCAAGGGCAAGCGAGGCCACUUCCCCUUCACCCACGUGCGGCUGUUGGAACAGCAGCAACCCGAGGAGGAGAGCUGAGAAGCAUCCCCUGCGCACACCCCAUGUUCGGAAAGAUUUCUACAAGCACACAGUAUAUAUGAACUUACGAGUAAAACCAAUGAGGCGCACCUGACCCUGCCAGCACAAAACGUGUGUGGGCUGAUGUUGCCUAACGUCGUCUGUCACACUAAGAGUUUACACUAAGGUUAGGCUGAUAUCGGGUCGCCUAUAUGAGCUUCUUUUUUUAAUUCAACGUCACACAUCAUCUUUGUCUUCCUCCUCGACCGUGGCCACAUGGAAAGUCUUCAUACCCAGCAAUGAAACAUUUCCAGCAAGUAGAUGGUGACAUUUAUGGAUAUUUAUUGGUGUCAAAUUUAAAUUGAAAACACUCAUGGGAAUUCUUUAUCUGCAGCUUCAUGGUGGUCCACAACUUCCAGUAACUUCAAGGCAUUUUCUUUUUUAACUUUUUGUAUAAUUGUUGUUGAGCAGGCGUAGAGGUAAAACAUUGUUUUAAGGUUCACUCAAACCUAACCUGGUUGGUUAAUGAUGACUUUCAGAUUGGUUGAUACAGCACAAGGCUCUACCUUUUUGUCUUGUUUCUAUGAUUGGGCAUUAUUUAUUCCACACUAGAUCCAGUAGCAGUCUCAACUGGGAUGGCACUGGGAGGUGGAGAACUCACCUCCACCAAGGCCCAACAGUCCCGAUCCUUUCAAUCAGGCUGCAUCAAAUUGCAGAAACUCAGAGAGACCAGUUCCCUGAUUGUUUUAAUCAGAAUCUAUGCAACCAAACUACAGUUGUAGAAAUGAACAGUUUGACAUUAGAACAAUUUCUUCAUCAAAGACCAGGGUUCUUAGUGAGUUCCCCCUCAAAAGAAGCUUCUAACAUUAUUAAUUUAAUCAGGUAUGAUUGGUGUAAAAAGCAAUGAAAGAUAUUCAGCGGAGAAGGCAUGAACAUCGACAAAUGAAAUAGUUUGAAUUAGAGUCUGACUGAUGUGAACUUUUAGGGGUUGAUGCCAAUACCAUUAUUUGAGAUUUUUAAACUUUCAAUACCAAAAUAUCAGCUGACAAACAUAUUUAUUUUUUAAAAAUUGGCAGUGAUUGGGAGAAUGUUAUCAAAUUACGACGAAGAAAUGUAAUCCAGGCUACAAAGAAAAUACAACCAAAGACAUACAAAAUUGUUCUUCAAAUAUAAACACAAAUGCACAUCUUUACUGCAUUGUUUACUCAAUCAUGAGCAGGUAACAAUACGUCUGUGGAUGAUUCAUAUCGGCUGAUUUGUGUCGGCUGAUGUUUCAUUCGGGCUCUAGUUUGAAUAUUGAUUCGGACAGUUCCAGCUGUAUCAGGCACCAGUGACCGAUAUCAGUCAAACCCUAGUUCACACCCCCCAGUAUUGAAGUCUGCACUGCACAUACAGUUACACAGCAGAGUCCACCCCCCCC
Molecule: messenger RNA, 2636 nt
Organism: Limanda limanda (common dab)
Lineage: Eukaryota; Metazoa; Chordata; Actinopteri; Pleuronectiformes; Pleuronectidae
Product: adapter molecule crk-like
Exons: 3
Coding region: 290-1237 (315 amino acids)
Molecular function (GO): protein binding
Source: RefSeq, a predicted model, not a curated record